This is a messenger RNA of Aureococcus anophagefferens, 2552 nucleotides long. RefSeq lists its product as hypothetical. The transcript has 3 exons. Lineage: Eukaryota; Pelagophyceae; Pelagomonadales; Pelagomonadaceae. The annotation marks the transcript as partial. The record is from RefSeq and is a predicted model, not a curated record.
AUGCAGGAGGCGAAGGACGAGUCGAAGACGCAGCGCGAGGCGUGCAGCGUCUGCGGCGCGGAGAGCCGCCGCGAGUGCCCCUGCGGCACGCGGCGCUACUGUUCCGUGAGUUGCCAGCUCAAGGACUGGACGGAGCUCGAGCACAAGCCCGCGUGCCUGAAGCUCCGCGAGGAGAUCCCGGAGCGGCCGACGCGGCCGCCCUCGCCGCUCCGGCCCGUCUACGGCGAGCCGCCGCCGCCGCCGCCGCCGCCGCAGCCGCCGCGGCCGACGCCCGAGCAGCGCAUGGCCUUCGCCCGCGCCCAGGACGACUCGACGCGGUGCCCCGUCUGCGAGGAGAUCUUCGACCCGAACUACUACAAGCACCACGUCUUCCGCGUCUGCUGCUGCAAGCUCAUCUGCGAGCGCUGCGACAUCGGCGUGCUGAAGGCGACGGCGCCGCUGUGCCCCCUCUGCGAGUCGCCGGCCAUGACCCACGCCGAGGAGCUCGCGCUCCUACGACGACGGGUCGACGAGCACGAGCCCAACGCCAUGGUCCAGCUCGGCCACAAGCACCAGCGGGGCGAGGCGGGCCUCGAGCGGGACGACGCCGCGGCGCUCGCGCUCUACCAGCGCGCGGCGGACUACGGCGACCUGCGCGCCAUGGUGCACCUGGGCCUCGCCUACGUGAAUUCGCGCGGCACGCCCAAGGACGAGAGGCUCGACGGCCCCGCGCAGCAGCGCCGCGACCGCCAGAAGGGCGUCGACCUCCUGCGCCUCGGCGCGGAGCGCGGCGACGCGCACUGCCAGUACUGCCUCGCCGUCGCGCUGCUGGAGAAGGACGAGCUCCAGGAGGCCGUCAUCUUCCUCGAGCUGGCCGCGGACCAGAAGUACGCCAAGGCGGAGUUCACCGCGGGCGCGUGCCACCUCCAGGGCCUCGGCGUCCCCGAGGACGAGGACAAGGCGCUCCGCUGGUUCCUCCGCGCGGCCUACCGCGGCCACAACGAGGCGCGCCAGGCCGUCGGCGUCAUCCGCCGCCACCGGCCCGACGCGCCCGAGUUCGCGCCGGAGGCGAGGCGCCUCGCGGAGGAGGGCGCGCGGGAGAAGCUCAAGCGCGACGCGAAGCGCGCCCAGGCGAAGCACCCGGGCUGGCCCGAGUGGGACGACGACUGGGACUACUGGCACGACGGCGAGGUCGGCACGUGGCGCAUCGAGAUUCCGGGACCGUCGUCGCGGAUCGGCGAGCUCAAGGCGGCCAUCGAGGCGCAAAAGUCCGUGGCGUCGGACGCGCAGGUGCUGAGCGCGGAGCCGUCCGGCGCCGCGCCGCUCGACGACGGCGCGACGCUCGAGGCCUGCGGCCUGGGCGCCAACGGGUCCAUGGUCUUCCUCGCCGUGGCCGCGGACCGGCGGGACGACGUCGCGCUGCCGCCGCCGCCGACGGCCAAGGACGACGUCGGCGUCCGCGGCGCCGCGCGCGUCAAGAUCGGCGCGGACGGGUCCAUCGUCGCGACGGAGUACGACGACUACACGUCGGCCAAGGGCUUCCGGCCGGGCAUGGCGGCGCUCGGCGACAUCAAGAAGUCGUGGACGCUCACGGACUUCCUCGAGAUGGACGACCAGUUCGUCUUCAAGGUGAAGCGCCAGGAGGACAAGCACUGCGCCGCCGUGUCCCUGGACGCCGGCGCGUGCGUGAGCUUCCAGGGCUACGUGCAGCAGCUCGGCUGGCGCCAGCAGCGCGUGGGCUUCCUCUACGGCACCUUCGACGACGGCGAGGCGCGCGCGGAAGCCGUCUACGAGCCGCCGCAGGACUGCAGCGAGCACGGCUUCGUGCUCCUCGAGGACGACAAGGCCGAGGCCGUGGCCCAGCUCGCGCAGCUGCUGGGCCUCGUGCGCGUGGGCUGGAUCUUCGCGUGCCCGCCGCGCGAGGACGGCUUCGUCUUUUCCGGCGAGGAGGCGAUCCAGGCGGCCAUGGAGCAGCUCGAGGCCGCCGACGGCGUCGCCGAGACGCCCUACGUGUCCGUGCGCGUCACGGUCAACGAGAAGGGCGAGGCGAACUUCGAGGCCUACCAGGUGAGCCAGCAGUGCAUGGCCAUGGUCGCCGAGGGCGCGCUCCAGGGCGGGACGAGAGCGCGACGCGCGCUCGCGCCGGACCCGGACGACGCGGCCGCGUGCCUCGUCCACGAGACCUUCACGGCCAUCGUCGAGGGCAAGCGCGCGGCGAACGUGAACACGAACUUCUUCCUCUGCAACGUGCCCGUGAAGCAGCACACGUCCGCGACGUUCGCCGCGACGUUCCCCAAGGAGAACCGCAUGAUCCCGCAGACGCGCGACGACCUCAAGGUCGUCCUCAACAAGGCCAAGUCCACGGGCGCGAAAUUGGGCGACGCCCUCGCGGACUUCGGCGCGCUCCUCUUCCUCAUGGGCUUCCCCCAGAUCUUCGACAGCCAGUUCAUGCCCGCGGUCUGCGCGUCCGUCGUCGACCGGACGCUGCCCCUCGACGAGGGCUACGGCCUCAUCCUCUACUCCUUCGCGGGCAUGGACUUCUAGGACCCGCUAAGAGCUACCUUAGGGACGCG